Corylus avellana is the source of this 780-nucleotide messenger RNA. Lineage: Eukaryota; Viridiplantae; Streptophyta; Magnoliopsida; Fagales; Betulaceae. The record is from RefSeq and is a predicted model, not a curated record.
AUGGAUUUUGGAUCUUUUGGUGUAUCAGAUGAAUUAUUGGGUACUGUUGUGCCCAUAUUGGUGUAUUGGGCAUACUCCGGAGUUUACGUUUUGUUUGGAUCAUCAGAAAAUUAUAGGCUGCAUUCAAGAAAAGAAGAAAAUGUGAAGAACCUGGUUUCCAAGCAGACCGUUGUUAAAGGCGUGCUUCUUCAACAAACAAUUCAAGCUGCUGUUGCCAUAAUCUUGUUCAAGGUUACAGGAAAUGAUAGUGUUGCGACAAAAGAUUCAUGUCCUUCCCUCUUUGACCUGGGAACACAAUUCUUCAUUGCCAUGCUGGUUUUAGACACAUGGCAAUAUUUCAUGCAUAGAUACAUGCACCACAACAAGUUUUUAUACAAACACAUUCAUUCUCAGCACCACAGGCUUGUAGUCCCUUAUGCUUUUGGAGCUCUAUACAACCAUCCCUUGGAGGGGCUUGCUUUAGACACCGUUGGUGGGGCAUUGUCCUUCCUCCUCUCCGGCAUGUCCCCUCGAGCCUCCAUCUUCUUCUUCUCCUUCGCAACCGUCAAAACGGUGGACGACCACUGCGGAUUAUGGAUUCCGGGGAAUCUCUUCCACAUUGUUUUUAAAAAUAACACUGCGUACCACGAUGUCCACCACCAGCUCUAUGGCAGCAAAUACAACUUCUCACAGCCCUUCUUUGUUUUGUGGGACAGAAUCUUAGGAACUUACAUGCCUUAUUCACUUGAGAAGAGGGCAGGAGGGGGAUUUGAUGCACGACCUACAAAUGAUUGUAAUUAG